Molecule: messenger RNA, 396 nt
Organism: Colletotrichum spaethianum
Lineage: Eukaryota; Fungi; Ascomycota; Sordariomycetes; Glomerellales; Glomerellaceae
Exons: 1
Coding region: 1-396 (131 amino acids)
Source: RefSeq, a predicted model, not a curated record
AUGAAGUACUUAAGGCAGACACAUCAGCAAGGCCACCAGGCGAUCCAGCUCCAGCUUCCCGUCUCCGCCAUGACUGCGACAGUCACCGACGGUCGCGUGGCCUUUGUAGCGAGCGAUAAUCGAUGGGCGAAGCUCGCCAAGCGAUACCAAGAGAUGACCCUCAUUGAACUCGCGUCUCACAUCGGUGCGCGUGCCCUCUACAUCCGCGACAAGGGAAUCAUCACGGCACAUCAAGCGACCGAGUCGCAGCUGGAGGAAUACACGGAGGUGUCGGAGGAGUGGCUCAAGGAACUGGGAAUGACCGAGGAUCAAUUCAAGCAGUUGGAGGAUAUCGACGCGGGCCCUGUGAACAAGCCCAUCGACCACAACGAGGUCACCAGCGACUCGGAGAAAUGA